CUGGGUGCCAGUGGAAAAUUCUAAAACUUCAGAAAAUCCCUGGAAAACUAGGGAAAACCUGAAAUCAAGGAAACACAAGCAUUUUCCCAGCGACUGUCUGGCAGCUCUUCAUCGAGUGUGACCAGGUGGCGGUGGAAUCUUGAACAUCGGUCCCACUGGCAUUCCAAAAAAGCGACUAACAACAAAACACGGCUUGGGCAUUUUCCUCCGCUCGCGCCGCCCGCUUUAACACCGAACAGCACGUGCCCGCCGCCUCCGGGACAGGCGAAAGAUGAUCAACGGACGCUAUGGCAGGUUCGGUGCACUCAUCGGCGUCGCGUACGUGAGCAGCACCCACUGCCGCUUUCUGAUUUACUCAACCAAGAAUGCCGAGGUGCUGGCCUACCACGAGCAGAAGCUGCGCCAGAUCGUCCAUCAGGCCGGCUGGCUGGAGUACGACCCAGCGGAGAUAUGGAAGCAUAUGCAGGAGUGCAUUGAGACUGCAUACAAGAACCUGGUGAUACUGGAGAUCAAUCCGCAUGACAUCAUCGCCGUGGGCAUCGUCAAUCAGCGCGGCACCUCGGUGUUGUGGAACAAGCAGACGGGUCAGCCGCUGCACAAUGCCAUCGGCUGGUCCGAUUGCCGCAGCAAUGCCAUCCUGAAGACGCUGCUUCACAAUGUCCGGCACAAUGUGGACUACGUGCGUUAUCGCAGCGGCCUGCCGUUGAGCAGUUGUUUCAGCGCUUUGAAGAUUCGCUGGCUGCUGGAUCACGUUCCUUCUGUGAGCAGUGCUAUUAAGGAGGAGAAAUGCCUGUUCGGCACUCUGGACUCGUGGCUGCUGUGGAACCUAACCGGCGGAGUGGAGACGGGUGUGCACUCCACGGACCUCACCAAUGCCCACUACACCGGCCUCAUGAACCUCUCAACGCAGCAGUGGGACUCGAAGCUCUGCCAGUUCUUCCGCCUGCCAAUCAACAUACUGCCACGAAUACGUUCCAACUCGGAGAUAUUUGGCUAUGUGCUGGAGGGUCCGCUGUUGGGCGUUCCCAUUGCGGGCAUGAUGGGCGAGCAGCCCGCCUGUCUGUUGGGCCAGCUCUGCGUAAAGGCCGGCCAGAAUGUCUGCACGCUGGACGACAGUUGCUUUGUCCUGCUAAACACGGCCAAGGAGAAAUUGGACUCGGCUACUGGCCUCAUUACGGGCAUAGCGCACAAGCUGGGCCCCGAGGAGGCCACCAACUACACUCUCGAGGGCGCCAUCUCCAAUGCAGGCUCCACGGUCACCUGGCUGCGCGAAAAGCUGCGCAUCAACACUGAGAUUAAUUCCAACGACAAUGUGGUGGAAUCCCUAAAUACCUUUAUCGGUGAGAACUCUAUGAUCUCGUCCUCCUGCUCCUCUUCCAUGCUAAACGUCGAGUGCGGACUGGCGGCCAAGCGUUCGGAAAUCACUCUGGUGCCGGCCUUUCAUGGCCUGUAUGCUCCCUACUGGCGGCACGAUGCCAGAGGGAUCAUAUUGGGCCUUAGCAGCCAGACGACAGCGGAGAAUAUCACGCAGGCUGCGUACGAGGCGACUGGCUUCCAGAUUUACGAAGUACUGCAGGCAUUCAGGAGGGACACGCCCAACUGGGACCGUUCCAGCAUUCAGUCUGUGCUCACAUUUGGCGGCGAUUACGCCGAGAACACACAUCUGGUGCAGUUCAUUGCGGACAUAAUUGGCUGCAUGCUGGAGCGGCCGCAGACCACCUCGCCGGCGGGACUAGGCGUCAUGAUAGCCGCUGGCGUGACCAUGCAGGUGGUGUCCCUUCAGUAUGCCUUGAAAAUGUACUUACCGCCCACGGACGUCUUUUCGCCGACGACCACGCAGAAUCGUCGGGAGCUGCUUUACAGGCGCUGGGACUAUGCAGUGAAGAGGUGCUUGCAUUGGAACAACUAUGAGACUUACGAAGCCGAUGUUGAGCUCUUUGGCCAACGCGAACUUGAUCCCAAUUUACCCGUUCGUCGUUCUUUACCUGGCAGCUUGUUUCUGACCACAUCGUUUGCUCUGCUCCUGCUGGCCAACUAUCUAAAGAGCAAUCCCCUGAAAUAGUGGAGAAGCAGCAUGUUUAGCAGCAGCAGCAGCAGUUCAAUCUAGUCAGCUUUCAAAAUUUAUUGUUUAGUUUAGCUUGUAAUAUCUUAUUUAGUUCAUUUGAUAUUUGUAUAUAGAAUCCCAUUAGUUUUUGCCAGACUUGUAGAUCAAAAUAUUUGUGAUUCACCCCGUAUACACCACUAUAUUCUACAUAUAUACAUAGAUAUAUACAGUUUCGUAAGCUUACUAUCUGUUUUGUGCUUGAAAUCCUUGCUUAACCCCAAAGACAAUUGUUAAGGAAGAGCACAAAAGGUCGAGUAAAGCGGGUGAAUGUGGCAGCAAACUGUUGAAGAUUGUGUUUUACAGGAGAAGGAUGAGCACAAGUGGCCACUGAAAUCCAUUUGCCAGUUAAUUAGCUGGCUGGGCUCCUUCGCGGAGCAUGUAUUCAUCACCUGCACCAGGCACAUUGAAUGCAGCUCAAGUUAUUGCGCUUAUUGUUGACACGCGAAUCGUUGCGAGUGGGCCAGGAGCUGAAGGAGCUGCCGUAGCAGCUGUGCCCGUGCAUUUCCGCCUGCAGGCAAUGUGCACUUGAACGCGACUUCACCCCGGCCCCAGGAAGUGGGAGCAGGAGCAAGGUGAGCCCUUGGCUGUUGUCUCUGCUGCUCCUGCUGCACUUCGUUGUCGUUCGUCCAGCAGGCAGGCGAGGAGGCACUCAUUCAAAUGAGUUUUUAUGCGCGAGCGUUUGCCAAAUCACCUACGGCCCAAAGAGUGAGGCUUAUGAUAAGCAUUAGAGGGAGCUGUGAAGCGUUAACUAAAUAAUUUUUUGGGUUAAAUGAAAGUUCACUAUUAUUUUAAAAUGAAUUUCUGUAGUAAAUUAAUUAUAAUUGUAUUAAAACAUACAUUUAUUUUGCAUAUUAUAAGCAACUUAUGUAUACCAUAAUUGUAAUAAUUUAUUGAAUCAAAUAAAAAUAAGCCUUUAGCAAUCGAA
This is a messenger RNA of Drosophila kikkawai, 3029 nucleotides long. Its product is annotated as glycerol kinase 3. Gene Ontology annotation, molecular function: phosphotransferase activity, alcohol group as acceptor; kinase activity. The record is from RefSeq and is a predicted model, not a curated record. Gene Ontology annotation, cellular component: mitochondrion. NCBI's taxonomy places the organism in Eukaryota, Metazoa, Arthropoda, Insecta, Diptera, Drosophilidae. Gene Ontology annotation, biological process: carbohydrate metabolic process.